CCCGUACCGAGACUCUUUCUCCGGCCGUCGAUUCCACACGAUUUAGCCACUUCGAACCGAUUACGUUGACACUCGCGUGAGCAGCGAACGACGAGGACGAUUCGGGCCCUUUAAAAACCAACCCCCCACCUCACAACCACCUUCCUACUCACCAAUCGACACUCAAUUCUUCCCGACCAAACGUCGAAGAAAUACCGCCAAGAUGUCUUUAACAAACUGCCGGUUUUAUGAGGAGAAGUACCCGGAGAUCGAUAGCUUUGUGAUGGUUAAUGUCAAGCAGAUCGCCGAGAUGGGUGCCUACGUCAAGCUGCUGGAGUAUGACAACAUCGACGGCAUGAUUCUGCUCUCUGAGCUGUCCCGAAGACGUAUCCGAAGUAUCCAGAAGCUCAUCCGAGUCGGGCGCAAUGAGGUUGUGGUCGUCCUCCGUGUCGACAAGGAGAAGGGAUACAUUGAUCUGUCAAAAAGACGAGUCUCGCCCGAGGAUAUCGUCAAGUGCGAAGAGCGCUACAACAAGAGCAAGAUGGUGCACUCCAUCAUGCGACACGUUGCCGAGAAGACGCAGACGCCGAUCGAGUCUCUAUACGAGAGCAUAACCUGGCCUCUGAACCGCAAGUACGGCCAUGCCAUUGACGCUUUCAAGCUGUCCAUCACCAACCCCGAGGUCUGGGACGACAUCAAGUUCCCCAACCAGGUCGUCGAGGACGAGCUGAAGCUGUACAUCAGCAAGCGACUCACCCCUCAGCCCACCAAGGUCCGUGCCGACGUCGAGGUCACUUGCUUCGGCUACGAGGGCAUCGACGCUGUCAAGGCUGCUCUGCGAACCGCCGAGGCCAAGAACACAGAGUCCAUGCAGGUCAAGGUCCGACUCGUGUCGCCCCCGCUGUAUGUUCUCACCAGCACAUGUCUCGACAAGGCGCAGGGCAUCACCCGCCUGGAGGAGGCCAUUGUCGACAUCCGGACGAGCAUCGAGGCCGCCGGCGGCAACCUUACCGUCAAGAUGGAGCCCAAGGCCGUUACCGAGAGCGACGACGCCGAGCUGCAGGCUCUGAUGGAGAAGAGGGAGCGUGAGAACGCCGAAGUCAGCGGCGACGAGAGCGUCAGCGAGAGUGACGACAACAUCCCCGAGACGAUCUAAGCGUACGCGUCUCGACUCUAUGCCAACAAGCGAUAGAAAAAACCGACGGUCCAGAACGUGGUACCGGAAGCUGUCAAGACCUUGAUUUCGAAGGGAAGACUUUGAGGAAGAGGAAAAGGGUGUCAACGCUCGGGUUAAAACGAGGCAUGAGCCUAGAAUUUGGUUUAGGAAGCUUUGGCGAACAAUCCAUGGCCCUCAGCUCACUAUGGGCGCGACUCAGAGGUAGCGCAGCAGGAGGCAGCACCCCCAGCCUCACCCGCGCAACGGCCCUCAACCUCAUCGGCUUCGCGACUUGGAUCCCGGUGAUUGCGUGGUUCAACCUGCACGUGGCGGAGCUGACGGUCGUGGACGGCAACUCGAUGUAUCCGUUUAUGAAUGCGGACCGGGACUCGUCGCUGCGGAGGGACGUGGUGCUCAACUACAAGUGGGCGCCGCAGGAGGAUUUGCAGAGGGGCAUGGUGGUGACGCUGAGGAGUCCGUUUCAUCCAGAGGUGGUUGCCGUCAAGAGAGUCGUUGCGCUGGAAGGCGACGUCAUCAAGACCAAGAAGCCGUAUCCCGUCUCGACGGUGAGGAUACCGCAGGGUCACGUCUGGGUAGAGGGGGACGGACCGCCGGGGUCGAGCCUGGAUAGCAACACGUACGGACCCGUCUCGAAGAGGCUGCUGACGGGGAGAGUGACGCAUAUCGUGUAUCCGCUGAGCAAAUUGGGGCCGGUCAAGUGGUGGGAGCAU
Trichoderma reesei QM6a is the source of this 1866-nucleotide messenger RNA. RefSeq lists its product as uncharacterized. The record is from RefSeq and is a predicted model, not a curated record. NCBI's taxonomy places the organism in Eukaryota, Fungi, Ascomycota, Sordariomycetes, Hypocreales, Hypocreaceae. Gene Ontology annotation, cellular component: multi-eIF complex; eukaryotic translation initiation factor 2 complex; eukaryotic 48S preinitiation complex. The transcript has 6 exons. Gene Ontology annotation, molecular function: RNA binding; translation initiation factor activity; ribosome binding. The coding region runs from base 203 to 1135 and encodes 310 amino acids.